Messenger RNA from Oryzias melastigma (Indian medaka), 5372 nucleotides. It is a transcript of the gene robo3, whose product is annotated as roundabout, axon guidance receptor, homolog 3 (Drosophila). Gene Ontology annotation, cellular component: plasma membrane; axon. Bases 509 to 4660 code for a protein of 1383 amino acids. Lineage: Eukaryota; Metazoa; Chordata; Actinopteri; Beloniformes; Adrianichthyidae. The transcript has 27 exons. Gene Ontology annotation, biological process: cell-cell adhesion; axon guidance. Gene Ontology annotation, molecular function: protein binding. The record is from RefSeq and is a predicted model, not a curated record.
UCCGGCUCCGGACCGUGUUUGGUGAUGAGGCUGCAGUCAGCCUCCCUCAGAGCGGAUGCGCACGCGGGCACCUCGCGGACGGGAAAUGGAGCGGUUCAGCCCACGGAGCGGGCGCCGUUUGACGGCGCAAUGACCCCGCGUGUCCGUGUCCGUGUUUCUCUCUCAGAGGGAGCCGCAGCGCUCACACUCCGCGGGGAUAUCUCCUGAAAACAGCGGCGAACGGGACGCGCUGACCGGACGCUGCAGCCGCUCAGAGCCGCCGUUUCCUCCCAUCACCUGGGGUCACUUCUGUCGGACUUUCCGAGGAAGUUGGUGGUGGACGGAAGAAGAAAAGUUGCGGCGUGGGAUGCUAAAAGUUCUGCUUUGGUCCUGCUGCGGGUGGCAUGGAGUUUGUUUGGAUCAGCGGAGCUCUCUAAUUGGAGAACAUUAGUUCUCUGGUGGAUUUACUGCUGCUGGAGACGCCGCUCUGCAGACUUGGACCAGCAGCUUCUCCUCAUUUGCCCACACCAUGAAGAGGGGUCUGCCGCUGCUCCCUGCUCUGGUUUUGGUGGCUCUGGGAAGUUUUGUUCAUGGAUCCCGCCCCAGGUUAGAGGAUGCUGCACCCCGGGUCAUAGAACAUCCCUCAGAUUUGAUUGUGUCGAAGGGAGAACCUGCCACCCUCAACUGUAAGGCUGAAGGUCGACCUACUCCGACUGUGGAAUGGUACAAAGAUGGCGAGCGGGUAGAAACAGACCGAGAGGACCCUCGAUCCCACCGGAUGCUACUCCCCAGCGGUUCGCUCUUCUUCCUGCGGAUCGUACACGGCCGGCGAAGCAAACCAGAUGAAGGCGUUUACGUGUGCGUAGCGCGUAACUACCUGGGCGAGGCAGUGAGUCGGAACGCAUCGCUGGAAGUAGCAAUUUUGAGGGACGACUUCCGGCAAACACCCAGCGAUGUGGUGGUGGCGGCGGGGGAGCCGGCUGUCAUGGAGUGUAUCCCACCCAGAGGACAUCCAGAGCCCACCAUCUCCUGGAAAAGAAACAACAUCCGGGUCAAUGAUCGAGAUGAAAGGAUCACGAUCCGUGGUGGUAAACUGAUGAUUUCCAACACGAAGAAAAGCGAUGCUGGAAUGUACGUAUGCGUUGGAACCAACAUGGUCGGUGAGAAAGACAGUGAUCCCGCUGAACUGGUGGUGUUUGAGAGGCCAGUCUUCACCAAACAACCAGUGAACCAAGUGGUUCUGGCAAACGACACAGUGGACUUCUUCUGUGAGGUGCACGGAGACCCACCUCCAACUGUCCGCUGGCGGAGAGAAGAGGGAGAGUUUCCCCGGGGAAGGUUUGAAAUCCGCAGUGACAACAGUCUGCGUCUGACCCAGGUGCGAGCUGAGGACGAGGGCGCGUACAUCUGCACAUCAGAGAACAGCGUGGGCAAAGCGGAGGCAUCAGCUACUCUGCAUGUGCACGUGCCUCCCCAGUUUGUGAUUCGGCCACGGGACCAGAUCACAGCUCCGGGCCGCACCGUCACCUUCCUCUGCGGCACCAAGGGGAACCCUCCUCCUGCUGUGUUUUGGCAGAAAGAAGGCAGCCAGAUCUUGUUGUUCCCCAUCCAGGAGCCGUCCCAGUCUGGUCGUUUCUCCGUGUCGCUGAGCGGUGAGCUCACCAUCGCUGAUGUCCACGUCCAAGACUCGGGCUACUACAUCUGCCAGGCCAUCAGUGUGGCCGGCAGCAUCCUGACCAAAGCCCUGCUGGAGGUGGAAAGCACACCUUCGGACCGUGUCCCCCCCAUCAUCCGCCAGGGACCGGCCAAUCACACCUUAGCUCCUGGUUCCACUGCUCAGCUCCACUGCCACAUCAUAGGGAACCCCACUCCCAGCAUCCAGUGGGAAAAAGAUGGUCAGAGGAUCCUGGGAAAUGACGAUCGAAUCAGUCUGAUGGAGAACGGCACCUUCCAAAUCACUAACUUACAGGAAGCGGACUCUGGAGUUUACACGUGUGUGGCCUCCAGCUCCAGCGGAGAGACCAGCUGGAGUGGAGUGCUCACUGUCAAAGAGAGUGCUGACCCGUCAGCGGCUCAGGCUGCAGAACCCUUCCAGCUGCCCGGUCCGCCACACAAACCCAUCGUCACCGAUGUGUCAAAGAACAGCGUCAGCCUGACCUGGCAACCCAACGCUCACGAGGGUGGAGCCGCCGUCACCUCCUACAUCAUCGAGGCGUUCAGCCAAUCAGCAGGCAGCACCUGGCAGACAGUAGCUGACAUGGUGAAGAUGGAGACGCACACCAUCACCGGCCUGUUCCCCAACACCAUCUACCUGUUCAUCGUCCGGGCAGUCAACGCCUAUGGCCUGAGUGACCCCAGCCCCAUCUCAGAGCCCGUCAGAACACAAGACGUGAGCCCCACAGGUCAGGGAGUGGACCACAGGCAGGUGCAGAGGGAGCUGGGGGAGGUGGCCGUCCAGCUUCAGGACCCUGUCCUGCUCACAGCGUCCUCCGUCCGGGUCUCAUGGACUGUUGACCGACAGUCUCAGUACAUCCAGGGUUAUCGCCUCUUCUAUCGGCCUAACGGAGGGAGCUGGCUCCUCCAGGACAUCAACUCUCCGUCGGAGCGCAGCAGCAUCCUCAGCAACCUGCUGAAGGGAGCUGAGUAUCAGAUAAAGAUCCGCCCAUAUUUUGAUGAGUUCCAGGGCAAAGACAGCCGCACCAUGCUGGUUCAGACCUCAGAAGAAGCUCCCAGCGCCCCGCCCAGAGGUGUCACAGUGAAGCUCAGCAACAGUUCCAGCAUCAGCGUCUCCUGGGAGCCUCCACCCAGCGACAUGCAAAACGGCAUCAUCCAGGAGUACAGGGUUUGGUGUGUGGGCAGCAGCAGUCAGAACCAGACACGCUACUAUGUCAACAAAACGGUGGAUGGAAACACCCUCUCCACGGAGCUGAGGGGCCUGCUCCCCACCGUCCUGUACCAGGUGGAGGUGGCGGCAGUGACCGGCGCCGGCGUUGGCACCAGAAGUCAGCCGGUGUCUGUCCUCAUCAAGCUACCAGCUGAACAAGCCUCCGUGCCAGGCGGCGCCGGCACAGUCGACGCCAGCGCCGGCGGGGAGGAGAGCAGCGUGAGCCUGGCUGAGCAGAUCACUGACGUGGUCAAGCAGCCGGCGUUCAUCGCUGGCAUUGGCGGGGCCUGCUGGGUCAUCCUCAUGGGCUUCAGCGUCUGGAUCUACUGCCGGCGUAAGAAGAGGAAGGAGCUGAGCCACUACACGGCGUCCUUUGCCUACACGCCGGCAGUUGGUUUCCCUCACAGUGAAGGAUGUUCUCUCAGUGGAAGGCCCAGCGCCCUGGGUGGGAACAUGAGCAACUACCCGUGGCUGGCGGACUCCUGGCCCACCACCAACUUAGUCCACGGCAGUAAAGAAGCAGUCGACUGCUGCACCGCCGAUCACGACACCACUGAGAGAUACUACAAUGAAAGUGGCAUUUCAAACUACCUAAACCAGACAGAAAAGUACAGCAUGGGAGGCUCCACUGACGGUCCCAUCUACAGCACCAUAGACGCGACCAGCGAGGACCUGCACAGCUUCACUUAUGCCCAGUCCACCGCUCCAUAUGCCACCACCACCAUCAUGCCGGUCACCAGUCAGACGCAGAGCGCUGAGGAACAAGACGGUGGGCACUGGAUCCUGCAGCCGGGACCGUCUGGAGCUCAGUAUGCACAGCCAGAGCGCUGCAGUGCUAAACCCAAGCAGAAGGUCAUGGGUAAACCUGUCAAGACACCGACUCUGAACUGGAUGGAGGCCUUGCCCCCACCUCCCCCCCCUGGGGAACUGGAGCAGAAUGAUGAACUUCCAGAACAUGAAGACAUGGACAUAGGCUCAGAGGACGAGUGGUGCCCCCCCCUCCCCGAGAGGACAUACCUGAUGGAAGGCUGUGAGAACGGACUCUCCCCCCCUGAGAGGAACAGCGCCUCCUCUCCUGCCAACUCCUACAGCCACCAAUCGACUGCAACGCUCACCCCAUCGCCCCACGAGGAAGCCCAGCCUCAGCAUGACGCCCCCCGUCCCAGCCCAGAGGAGGCCCAGCAGCUGUCACGCAGAAGGUUACCCUGCGGUCUGACGCCAGGACUGCAGGCCCCCAGCCCAACACUCGCUCGCUCCAACCCAAACCUCUCCAGCCAGCAGCACGCCGCAUCAGAGAGCUGCCUGCCGCUCUGCCAAAGCCCCGCCCACCACUGCCUGCACAGCCAGAGGCCAACCAAGGAUGCAGACGCUGUCGGCACAACUACCCCCACACAUAACUGCCCCUCCCCGGCAGAGGCAGGCACGCCCACCCACCAAAAAUCACGAGUGAAGAAGAAGGUGUCCAAAAGUUCGGCGUACAGGAGGGAUCUUCAAGGAGACCUUCCACCCCCUCCCGAUCCUCCCCCAGAGGAGGACAGCCCACUGCAGACGAGCCAUGCGCCAAACAGAGUUCUGUCAUCUUUGGAGAGGAGGGAGUACAGCAGCAACAGCCAGCAGCGGAACAGCUCUGGACAGAGACACGCUGACAACGAUGAAGGGAUGGCGUACAGCGGUAAGGGCAGUUAUCUGUCCAGGAGUCAGAUGUCUAGUAACUGCUCCACCACAGGAAGCUCCUCCUCCAGAGGCUCCACCGGCUCUCGGGGGCUCCACCAGAAACACAGCGAGGACACGAGAUAAGGACGGCAGAACGUGACGCCUGACUGUGGACGAAGUCAGCUCUACAAGGGAGCUAACGUGUGGUUUCAAGAACUCUUUCCAGUUGAGAAAAGGGAAAAGGGAAAAGGACAGACUUUUUUAGUGUUCUUUAAAGUUAUUUAUGAUUUGGAGUUGAUGGCUCUCCAUUCUUGUGUAAAUAUAUCUGCUUUUAUGUUUCUUUGUGGAUUCUGGAUGCAGGCAAGGAGAUCUUUCAUAUUUAUGAUGAGUUAAAAAAAAACACGUUCCCCUCAAAUGUGCCAUUUUUUAUUUUUCUGUCCAUAUGUAAACAAUUUGAAAACAUUGUUGCACCCUCGUUACGAUGGAGGAACAGCAUUUGAUGUGAAGCACAAAGUGUGUCUGCAGAUUGGAGAAGAGGAGCUCGGAAAGCCAAAAACAAACCUGGAAAGAUGCCUGCACUCCGAGCCUUUCCCUGACAGGAUCCUGACUGGAGUCGUCUCCUGAAUGUCGUGUUUCUCUUCUGGUUUUCCUGCUGCGCCAGCCGACAAACUGACAGGCGCUUGGAACGUUUGAUUGUAACACCCCCUGCCCCCCCCAUGUCUAGUUGAGUCUGUUUGCUCCAUUUAGAAGAUCAAAUUUUCCUACAUUCCUAAGACGAAUGAAAACAGAUGUCUGUGACUUUUUGUACUCUUGUUGUUUUGUAAAUGUACAAUAAAACACAUUUGCUGAUUAUUGA